AUGACUAUCUCAUCAAUUCCACAGACCAACGGUGGUCCAACUACAGAAAAAUAUGAAAACGGCGCACUCCCUAACGCUAUCCACCCGGACUUUCUUCCACGUCUUGAUGAGGAUUUCGUGCAAUACUACAACAAGUAUUUUGCUUGGAAACCACCAACCCAUGAGAUCAACGUCAGGGAAAUCAGAAGCAACCCGACCAAAUACAACUCGCCCUGGGAGAGGGACUAUACGGGAAGCAGCCACAUCCAGGACAUGCAGCUGUUGUCGCACGAUGGAUACGAGUUCAAGGUUCGAUGCUACCACCCCGACGCGGUGAAAUUUGGUGACGGCCCGUACCCGCUCCAUGUCAAUUUUCAUGGAGGUGGAUUUGUGUUUGGAGGACUUAAAGGCGACGCCGAACUUUGCAAAUUGAUCCAGGAAAACGUGGGCGUACUGGUGUUGGACGUUGAUUACAGACUUAUGCCAGAACAUACCUUUGGUGAUGGCCACGAAGACGCCUGGGCUGUUGUGCGCUGGCUUCGUGAUCAUAGCCAGGAUAUCAAUGGCGACAGAGACUCCAUCUCUGUUGGAGGCAUAUCCGCAGGGGGAGCGAUCGCUGCUGUGAUCCAGCAGCUGGCUCGAGACGAGGAUAUCCCCCUCAAGCUAGCAUUCCUCGCCGUGCCCACGACACAGAGCUUCGGUGACCUCACGAGCCCGCUGAAAUCGCCGUACCCGUCCAUUGCGGAAAAUGCCCUUGCCCCCUGCUUGAACUGGGCCCGGCUAGCAUAUUUCAGAGACGUCGCAUUCCCUCGCGACCCCAGAGCCCUCGAGGCUAUUGCUGCGCUCCCUGAGUUCUACAGAAGUCCUAUAAAUGGCAAUAUGAAGGGCUUGUGUCCUACAUUUGUGGCCACAGCCGAACUCGACCCUCUACGCGAUGAGGGGGAGGCUUAUGCCGAGAAAUUGGUGGAGGCUGGCGUCAAGGUCACGGUCAGACGAUACACAGGUGUUCCUCACCCCUUUAUGCACAUGACGCCGAUUCAAAAAGCGGCUCUGUACGCCGAAGACUAUUGUGAGGCUGUGAGGUCGGCUCAUCGAAAGGUUGAUGUGGAAGGGUAG
This is a messenger RNA of Exophiala spinifera, 1095 nucleotides long. RefSeq lists its product as uncharacterized. Gene Ontology annotation, molecular function: hydrolase activity. The record is from RefSeq and is a predicted model, not a curated record. Lineage: Eukaryota; Fungi; Ascomycota; Eurotiomycetes; Chaetothyriales; Herpotrichiellaceae. The transcript is spliced from 5 exons. The coding region runs from base 1 to 1095 and encodes 364 amino acids.